GGCGUCUUCCUGGUGGACCAGAAAACGAUGGAUCUUCACAUACUGGACCAUCGAUUAAGGGUGACUUGCAUCAGCAAAAGCGGACUGCAACAUUACACACACCCGCUGAUCAAACUGAUAUUUCUGAGAAACAGGACGAGAUGCAAAUUUUUCAGUCUCACAGAGACUCCUGAAAAUUACACUGUUGUCCUCGACGAGGAGGGAUUUAAAGAGCUGCACCCGUCUGAGCACUUACAGGUGGAGGGCUCCACGUGGCUCCCGCUCAAUGUGGUCUCGAAUGGCAAUGCUUCCAGCAGCUCGCAGGCUGUGGGCGUCACUAAAAUUGCCAAGUCCGUCAUCGCUCCUCUGGCAGAGCAGCACGUGUCCGUCUUUAUGCUCUCCACCUAUCAGACUGACUUCAUUCUGGUGCGAGAGAAAGACCUGUCUGUGGUGGUGGAGACUCUGGUGGAAGAGUUUAAUAUUUUCCGAGAGGAGGGAGGAGAAUCAGUGCCUGUUCACAGUCAGGACUCCUGCAAUGGUCUGCAGAGGAACGGCAGAGAGGUUCCACAUGCAACUGUUCAUCCAGUGUUGAUCCCGGAGAAUCAUUUUUGCGUAAUGAGUUUGGAUCCGGACACUCUGCCAGCAAUCGCAACCACCCUCAUAGACGUUCUGUUUUACUCGAACAGUCCUAAAGAGGGCGCCAGUGUUGACCAAGACAUGGAGUGCAUCAAGUUCUUCUCUUUCUCUCUGAUUGACGGAUAUGUGUCUUUAGUGAUGGACACAGACGCACAGAGACAAUUCCCAGCUGAUCUUCUGUUCACCAGCUCCUCUGGUGAGCUCUGGAGAAUGGUGAGAAUAGGAGGGCAGCCUCUUGGAUUCGAUGAAUGUGGAAUAGUUGCUCAGAUCUCGCAGCCUCUUGCUGACAGUGAUAUAUCAGCGUAUUAUAUUAGCACCUUCAGCUUCGAUCAUGCUCUGGUGCCAGAAGAAGACAUUACGAGCGUGAUGGAGAUGCUUCAGACUCAGAGAAAGGAAAUGUCCAGUUGAGGACAGAAAAAGACCUUCACAAUGGAUGGUAGAUCUUACAUGAGCCACUAACACACAGUAUUAUUCUAUAACCUAAGGUGCUUCAGUCACAGCAUUCGAGAGUGAGGCUUCAAAGGCCUUAACUCUGAAAUCAGUGGCUUUUUUCGUUUUCUUUUCAUUUUUCUUUUCUUUUUUUUUUUUUUUUUUGGCUUUUUGUUUUUGAAGGAAAGGCAGUGCUGGUUAAAUCCCAUUUCUAAGAAUUUAAAUAUUUACAUGACUGAUUUUUGUAAGGAUGUUGAUGUGGCGUUUUAAUGCCUGAAUACUUAAAGCACUUUUCUGAUUUAAAAUGAGAAGUUUAUUGUUUUUUAUUCCAUUAUUGCAGGGGUAGUUAAACGCAAAUUGAUGUCCUGUAAUUCAUAACGGGAAAGUUUCCGUUUCCUGCAGAUAUCAUUACACUAAGUAUUGCACAAAAAUGUCUUCCAGUGUUGUCUAAAAUCAGGGUUUUGUUUCUCGAAUAAGCCAGUUUAAGGUCAAACAAAAGGAACUUUUAUUUGUCAUAGCAUUUGGUGUCAUUAAAACAUUGGGUCACUUUAUUUUGAUGGUCUGUUUGUUGAAUUUAAGUUACAUUGCAUCUACUAAUUCUCAAUAUAUUAUAAGGAGAAUGUUAGGUUGGGCUUGGGGUUAGGGUUAGUGUAAAUGACAUGCACCUGCAAAGUUUCUUAUAGUCAGUUAAAUGUUUGUUGAAGGAGCAGUAUCAGCAGAUAUUAAGCAGACAGUCUACUAAUUGGACCAUCAAAAUAAAGUGUUACCGAAUAUUGCACUUAGAAAAACACAGUUCCUGAUGGAGACAUAGUCGGAUCACUUUUGAAAAAGUCAUGCUGUUAUGAUUACUUUUGUUUGCUUAAAAGCCAAAUGGCAGCUGUUUACACCUAUAGCUUACUGGGGUGCAUCUCACAAAAUGUAUCUAAUCAUAUUUUAUAUUUAAUAAAUGGAUUUGGAUGGAGUUUAAGGUCAUGUUUUGCAUAAAGAAAAUGAAAUUAAGUCUUUAGUAUAAAUUUAAAUAUUUUUUCACAUUACCUCAAAACAAACAUCAUAGUAAUUGCACUUCAGUAUUCGUUUUACAGUGCAAAAUUACUGUAUUAAAGUGGUGAGAGUCAAAUGAGAGGAAUUCUGACCCAAAAUUAAAUAAAUAUUUAACAAAGUCAAUUUGACAAAUUAUUGAUGACCUAUAACCAUGUUAUAAUGCCAUAUAAACACACACACACACUUAUA
This is a messenger RNA of Danio rerio (zebrafish), 2274 nucleotides long. RefSeq names its product cytosolic arginine sensor for mTORC1 subunit 1 (gene castor1). Gene Ontology annotation, molecular function: identical protein binding. The record is from RefSeq and is marked validated. Gene Ontology annotation, cellular component: cytosol. Gene Ontology annotation, biological process: negative regulation of TORC1 signaling; cellular response to L-arginine. Lineage: Eukaryota; Metazoa; Chordata; Actinopteri; Cypriniformes; Danionidae.